CUGAGAUCCCAUGUGCCAGAUCAGCUCUGAGGGACAUUGUGAUUAAGAGUUUGAACAGAUCUCAUUGACAUUUUAGAUUAGCACUCUCUGCAGGGCUGCCCCUGCCCCAUCGCUCUGCAAGGUGUCAUUAAGAUAAAGCGAGGAUGAUGAUGGUGAGCGACGACUGCCUGGUGGAGUGUAAGAUCGAUGACGACAGUGAUGAGGACGUUGGAGGAGAAGAGCAGAUGAACACUCCUCCACCUCCACCUGAGUUUGCGUCCAAAGCCCCAACUCCAGCACCUAAACCUCCAACACCUCCUCCAGCCCCUGCUACACCCACACCCACGCCCACACCCACGCCCACACCAACCUGUCCUGUCAACAGAGACCCUUAUGGUAUCAACCAGCACUUAAAGGUGGAGGUUAGUGACGUGCUGGCCGAGCCAGUAGCGCCUCGUAGCAUAGACCAAGUGUGGCUGUACAGUGUGGUCGGUUUCGAGCGGACUCGCAUCUGGACAUACCGCUGCCUCUCCUUGCUGUUCGCCGUGCCCUUCGCCCUCCUUUGUGGUAUUUUCCUGGCCAUUCUUGCCUGUCUGCACGUCUGGUUUGUGGUGCCUUGCAUACAGCUGAGCAACACCUUCCUUCCAUGCCUGCGCUCCCUGUGGAUGUGUGCGUUGAAUGUCUUCAUCUCCCCCUUCUGUAUGUCUCUUGCUCUCUGCUGCAGUCAAAUCGCCAUUUCACUAUCGAAUAAGGACUGGCAUCCAGUGAGAGACAAAGAGGCUGUAUGAAUGUGAGACAUAACGAGUGAUAUUAGUGAGUGAGUGAGUGAGUGAGUGAGUUGAAUUUUUUUAAAUUGGUACAGUUAAUU
Molecule: messenger RNA, 847 nt
Organism: Acanthopagrus latus (yellowfin seabream)
Lineage: Eukaryota; Metazoa; Chordata; Actinopteri; Spariformes; Sparidae
Gene: cav4b
Exons: 4
Coding region: 144-767 (207 amino acids)
Biological process (GO): caveola assembly
Cellular component (GO): caveola
Molecular function (GO): molecular adaptor activity
Source: RefSeq, a predicted model, not a curated record